Messenger RNA from Priceomyces carsonii, 423 nucleotides. RefSeq lists its product as uncharacterized. NCBI's taxonomy places the organism in Eukaryota, Fungi, Ascomycota, Pichiomycetes, Serinales, Debaryomycetaceae. Bases 1 to 423 code for a protein of 140 amino acids. The transcript has a single exon. The record is from RefSeq and is a predicted model, not a curated record.
AUGAUUCAGGCACCCAAAGAAGUAUAUCUGAACAAUGCUUUGAUGGCCUUUGUUCAACUGUUCUAUAAACAGUCGGAUUGUUCGCCACCAAAAGAAACAGAUCCUUACAUUGAUUAUUUCACAAGUUCUUCAAUAUUGAUUAUGGGUUCAAACAAGGUUCAGGGCCACGAAGAGAUCGGGAUCCUUAGGAAAAAUAUGUGGCAGAAAGUCACUAAGAGGAAACAUACGGUGAAAAAUAUUGCACCAAUUAGUGAGGCGUCUUUUUUAUUAAGCGGAUAUGUAGAAUAUACAUUGAUAAAUGGAAAAACCUUGAAGACGGAUUGGGCAGCCCAUAUGGUCUUUGAAAAUACUGAAUUUCAGAAAAUGGGGUUUUAUCAGGUUUAUCUCGACUCUUCACAAAUGAUCAAUGCCCUCGGAAACUGA